Molecule: messenger RNA, 2079 nt
Organism: Pyricularia grisea
Lineage: Eukaryota; Fungi; Ascomycota; Sordariomycetes; Magnaporthales; Pyriculariaceae
Exons: 1
Coding region: 1-2079 (692 amino acids)
Biological process (GO): transcription initiation at RNA polymerase I promoter
Cellular component (GO): nucleus
Molecular function (GO): RNA polymerase I general transcription initiation factor activity; RNA polymerase I core binding
Source: RefSeq, a predicted model, not a curated record
AUGACAACAUCCGCUACCAGGCCUGCUCUGCAGGGCCUGGCCUCGUCGACAUCAUCUUUGCCCCCGAGAGCCCCGCUCGGCAAGAAACCGAUACUACGGACACCACAGUCGCGUUCAGUCUCUACCAAGAGGAAGCGAAGCGACGACUCGGACGACAGGCCUGAAAGCAGCCCUACGAAACGGCUCAAACACGUCACGUUCGACCUGGAAUCCAACAUGACGGUCGACAUCGGAACGAGGACUCUUGAGGAAACGAAGCGGGAGGUCAGAAGUGCACUGGAGGACCGGGUCCGUGGGGAGACCGAGGGCUACGAGAACCUAAAGGCAAUCUUCCAAAAUGACCGACAGAGAUACCUUCCACCGAUAGUAGGGGAUGAGGAGGACUGCUUAAAGCCCCAGGAACUCAUCGUCUACGUGGUUGCCCUGUCCACUUGCGCCCCGAUGCUGGACAGGUCAUGCUCAGACCUGAUAAAGAUCGUAACAAAGUGCUCAUGGCUGGGCCGAGAUGACGCCUUUUGCAAGGCCUACACUCAGUUUUUGGCUGCUCUGAUCAGCGCCCAAGGCACAACACUUGAGCUGGUUCUGGCCAUGAUCGUUGAGAAGUUCAAGGACUACCGCGAAAACGCUUGGAGCGUUCCCGAUUUCCCAAAAGUCAGUUUCGACACGGCCCAGGACCGGCUACAUGGCGGACUUCGCUACCUGCUUAGGCUUUUCCCGGCAGCCAGGCCCGUGCUGUGCAGCUUGCUGGCGAAGCAGUUCCCAUACUUGGAGGAGUCCAAGCGGGUUCACACAACCUACGUCAAAAAUCUACUACUGCUCAGGAAGUACGCACCGGAUUUGGGUCAAGAUAUAAUGGAAUUGAUCAUAGAUCGACUCGUCAAGAUUGACGUGCAGGUGCAGUUCGACUUGGAUGAUAUGGAUGACGAUUUGACGGCUGCAAUAGUUAUGCACUUGGGUUCGGCAAGGGAGAAAACCGACCUCGAUAUCGAUUCAGACGAGAGCGAUGCUGAGUCCAUCGCCAGUGACGAUAGCGAUUUUGAUGCGGAAGCCACAACGAUUGAAACAGGAUCGACCACUAUACAAAAACUCGACGCGAUAAUGGAUAUGCUCUUCGAAGUAUACAAGCCAAGCUUCGAGAAUCCAACGUCUGACGAGGCAAAGGAGGUGCUGGGUGACUUGAUAUCAGAUUUUGUCAACCUUAUUCUGCCAACUUACAAGUCACGCCACACACAAUUUCUCGUCUUUCACUUCAGCCAAUACUCUCCCGAACUGAUGGAUCUAUUCGUCGGUACACUGUUCAACUUGGCAUUCGAGUCAAAUCGCCCCAUGGCUUUGCGGCAGUCUGCGACAGCGUAUCUAGCCAGCUAUGUGGCCCGAGGAGCCGCAGUGCCUGCCGAGAUUGUGAGGAACGUCGUGGAGCUGCUGUGCCACCACGUCGACAUGCAGAUGCGGAACCAUGCGGAUGGCUGUAGGGGGCCCGACCUACGGCGCUACAAGCACCUAUAUUGUCUGGUGCAAGCGCUUCUCUACAUUUUUUGCUUCCGGUGGAGGGAGCUAGUGGCUUGGGCGCCCGACCUUGUCGAUCCCUCGGAGAAGUCGUCCUACCUCGGCCACGACCUCGAAUGGAUCCCGGGCUUCAAGGAAUCGAUGAGCCGUAUUAUAUACAGCAAGUUUAACCCACUCAGGGUAUGCUCGCCUGGAAUAGUGCACGAAUUUGCCGACCAUGCUCGAUUGCUUCGGUUCAUGUACGUAUUUCCUCUGCUGGAGAGCAACAAGCGGAUACAUCUAUCUCAGUUUGCCUCUGGCGAUUACUCAACCGGUGGUGCGCUCCGGGAUACCUGUUACGAUCCUUAUGACGAGAGCGGUUUGCAACUGGAGGCGUACUUUCCCUUUGACCCCUAUCAGCUGCCGACUAGCAAGCGGUGGAUCCAGGACGACUAUGUGAGAUGGGAGACAUUGACAGGCAUGGGCCUUGGAGACGAUGAUCUAGACGACGUCUCUAUAGAUGACAACCUAGACGAUGAUGCCAAUGACUACGAGGAGGAGGAUACGGCAACAGACGACGGAAAAGACGAUUGA